CAGUUGGAUAGUGCUAAUGCGCGCAGUACAGAGCUCGGUUGAAGAAAAGACUACAAAUAUUGUCACAUGGUAAGAAAGCCCGGAAAUAAUUUGUCAAAUCCGGCGCAGAUAACACAAGUAGGGAAAUGUGGCGGGCGUAAGAACACACAACAGCUUGCAAUAGAUGUCCCUUUCAGUGUCGAUCGGAAGACGUUUGGGUUACGUAGCUCAAAUUCCUUUCUCUUGCUUCGAGCAAUGUAGGCUGAUGAAACGGAACAGACGACAAAAAAUUCGUACAACUGUACACAUUAUUCUACAUGGACAAAGACAAGUUCGCUGUGAGCCAUGACCCAGGCUCCUGGUUGGAGAUGCACCAGUUCAUUGGAGACCUGAUGGUCUCUGGGGGGGCUCUGGGGCUAAAAGACGCCCCACCAGCAGCCCCAGGCUCAGCCCAGCCCAGACAGGCCCAGGCAGAGAGCAUUAGAGAGGCCAGAGAUGGAGACGUCAGUGGACAAGCUCAGCACCAUACCUGCACUUGCCCUGGCUGCCCCUACUCUUCCUCCUCUUCCUCCUUCCAGACCAUAAAGCCCAGAGGCACUGUGUCCUCACAGCCCGAGCCCAGCAGCACCUACAGCCCAGAGCUCAGUCAGCCCCAGAGUCAGGACAAGGAGACCAGCACCCAGAGCCCCAGCUCAGCCCCUACCACUCACCCUAGCCAGGGUACUUCUUCACCAAGCCCCCUGCCCCAAAUCCCCACCUUCCCUUGUUUCUGCUGCCGGCGGGGCUUCCAGACCUGCACCCAGCUACUGCACCACCAUCAGGGGGCAGCAGACUUUCCAUUCUCCCAGACGCACACCCACUACCACCACCACUGCCCCCUUACCACCUGCCUGCCCCACCACCACUCCCACCCUGGCCUGGCCCCUGGCACCUUCCCCUGCCUGUCCUGCCAGCAUUCCUUCCCCUCCUGCUCCCAUCUCCUCCGCCACCAGCAGGUACACAAACCACCCCAGAACCAUGUUGGAGGGGUGACCACAGUGUCCCCCACCCUACACCCAUGCAUGCACUGUACAGCCUCCUUCCCCCGACCCUCUCAGCUGCUACAGCACCAGCGCACCCAGCAUGCUCACAAGGCCGGUGGCUUCCUGUGCACCGAGUGCGGGCGCGCCUUCAACUCCCACUCCAACCUCCGCAUCCACCUCAAUGUACACACCGGCGCCCGGCCCUACUCAUGCCCUGACUGCGGCAAGAGCUUCAGCCAGUCGGGAGCGUUGAAGAUCCACCGGCGCAUUCACACUGGGGAGAGACCCUAUGCCUGCGCCUACUGUGGGAGGGGCUUCCCCCACCUGGCCGGGGUCCGGGCCCACCAAAGGACCCACACAGGUGAGAAGCCCUACCGCUGCACCCAGUGUGGGAAGUGCUUCACCCAGUCGGGGGCACUGAAGAUCCACACAAGGAUCCACACCGGGGAACGGCCGUUUGUGUGCAGCCUCUGUGGGAAGGGCUUCUCCAAUCGCUCCGGCAUCCGCUUCCACCAGCGCACUGUCCAUGGGAUGGUGUCAGAUAUGGGAGGGGGUGGAGGAGCCGGUGGGUCCCAUAGAGGGAGACAGAGUCUAGACAGCUCAGCUGCUGUGGGAUGCCCCAGUGCCAAUCCAAACAGGUUACGCAACAACCCCCAUACUGACGUGAGCUCCAGCAUUACUCCUGCCCCGGCCAAAAUCCUUUCCCCUGGGUCUCUCCGUGCUCCUCCAGGGUCAGGUCUGACUGUAACCUCAGACAAAGAGCUCCAGUCUAGCGGUGUGAAGAUCCCCUCCAGAAGAGCAGAACCAGACAGUAGCAGGGAAGGGAGGGCUCAGCUGUACACCUGUGAGGACUGUGGGCUGCGUUUUGGGGACGCUCCCUCCAGAAACAGACACCAAACUCUGGUGCACUACUCUACAGAAGGGGUAGAGGAGGAUGACCUGGGGGACACUGAGGGGGAGGGGUGAGAGGGAGAGAUGGAAGCUUGAUGCAGUAGAUUGUUGGAUCAAAGGCUAAGGGAGAGGUGGGAACAUGGAGAGGUGAGAAGAGGCUGAAAGCUUGAAACUCAUCGAGGAGGAAAAUGUGUAAAGGCAUGUUGGUGAAGGGAGGUGAGAAGACAAAGUGAAAAAUUAAGUGUCUCUAUCAAUGGGAUCUAUGACAUAUUUCAGAUUGAAUUUCCACUUUAAAAGAUGGACUCCAGGCCUAAGGAAGUCUUUUGCGAUAGUGUUCACAUUUUGCGAGUCCAAUUUUCUCUUUCUCAAAAGCAAAAUUCCAUGAUUAGGCUACUAAAGAUGAUAUUUGAGAGCUUUGGAUUAUUUUGUAUUUAUUUUACUGGUUUGGCAAAAUCCACAGAUAACAUCUCUAAUGUAUGACACUGUAAGACAUUGUCCCAUAGGGCGGCGCACAAUUGGCCCAGCGUCGUCCGGGUUAGGGGAGGGUUUGGGCGGGGUAGGCCGUAAAUAAGAAUUUGUUCUUAAUUGACUUGCCUAGUUAAAUAAAGGUUAAAUAAUACAUAAAAAGUAAGUGCAGAAGUGAGGAUAUGUUGUGUUUAGCAUCAUUAUGUAAUAUAUAUUUUGUAAUGAUAGAAACUGAUAUUGUUUGUCUAUAGGCCCGUAUAUACUUGUGUAUAUCAGUUUAUCUAUUUUGCUCAUUGUGCCUUUGAUCUCAGAUUAGAUCAUUCUAGUACAUAAAAAUUUUUUUUUUUUGCAUAAACCACACUGUACUAAACUUCAUGACAACUGAUAUGUUAGUGGUUUAGUGAUUUUAUUGAGGAUCAACUGUUGGAAGAUGAGCUCUUAUACAAAGUAUUUUUUAAUCAGGAUCAUUUCUCAGAGACACAUGGUUUGUUGACCUGUUAUCUAUUGCUUCAGAUCUCCACCUAGUGGUCAUUUAGAAGCAUAGCAGCAGAAACACAGGCUCUGAAACUAGUCUGUCUCGGCUACAGGUGUCACUCAUUCCAUGGGGGUCCGAGUGUCUUCAGGUUUUAGCUGCUCCCUUGUCCUUGAUUUAUGAAUUGCUGUCACUAAUUAUUAAGGAACUCCCCACACAUGGUUGUCUUGGGCUUAAUUGAAAGGAAAAAACAAAAACCUGUAGACACUAGGCCCUCCAUGGAAUGAGUUUGACACCCCUUCUCUAGAUCAGUGGUUCCCAACCAGUGGUACUAGGACCCCUGGGGGUACUUGAGAAGACUCAUGAGACCAUAGGCCUACUGGUAAAAUGCACAUGAGGGGGUGCUUCAGCCGUGGAGGCUGCUGAGGGGAGGACGGCUCAUAAUAAUGGCCGGAAUGGAGUAAAUGGAAUGGAAUCAAACGCAUGAAAACCAUUUGUUUGAUGUAUUUGAUACCAUUCCACCGAUUCCGCUCCAGCCAUUAUGAGCGUAUCCUACCAAAUGAAGGUACCACCAACCUCCUGUGCUUCAGGAGUAGUCCGGACCGAGCACAAUUCAGUUGGUGGUCCAGUUACUGAAAAAGGUUAAGAACCAUUGAUCUAGAUAUCUGUGUUGCCUCCCACUAUUUUCAAAUGCUACUGUUGCCUAGGGUCUUUUUUUUCAGACACUGAAACUAUUGAAACUUCUGUUUGGCCAACUUCCCUUCUUUGGUAUUCUGUAGCCUCUAGAGCAGUGCAAAAGGCUGAUUGAGGACCUUUUUGCCGAAGAUUGUGUUGGUUUUCUAUGAUUGUGUGUUGAUGUGAAUAUUUGUGUAUAUUGAUGUAUAUAGUGUGUAGGUAUACAGACAUGACUCAUCUGUAAAAGAGAUGUCUCCCUGUCAAAAUACAUUUUAUAUAUCCAUCUGUUUUUCCACAUAGACCAGUUUACAGUAAAUGAUUGCCCUCAGUCAUUCAGGGUUGUUUAAAAACAUCAUCUAUAGGGCCUUUUGUAAUGAUAAUUUCACUCCAGCCUCUUUGACCCAAGAUGUGCUUCUAAAUGUCUCAGAUGUUUACUAACUGGUAUAAAAUGAUACUAAAACCACGGUCAGCUGGGAUUCCCAACAACAGGCAAGGCUUGUACAAUUAUCUGGGAGAUCUUAUAUCAGACAUAUAGCAUGACAAGCCACUAGUGAUGACACUACAGAAAUGCCAGAAUUGGUUUGCCAGAAACAGAAAAAAUGAAAAACGUAUGAGACGGGCGUUCUUGGGAGUUUGACUAAUCAAAAUGUGUCCAUGAAAAGGCUCUGUUUCAAGUGUGUUAACGGUUCCUCGAAACUCAACAGCAUUUCACAGUACCUUUUGGAAAGAGAUGAUUUUGUUAUAGGUUUUGCAAGUGUUUAUUUGGUCGCGCUAAAACGAUCUCAAGUGCUGCGUAAAAUCAGGCGACGCAGAACAGUCCACAUGGGUAAAAAACGGCACCCCAUGCGUAAAGAGCGUCCUUCCACUUGUCAUGAUAUGUAAUUAAGUGUAAACGGAACCAUUUUCGGACCCACCUGAAGUCGGGACAGGUUUGGUUAAUGAUAGGUAAUUGACCUAUAGAUGGCAAAAGCUCUUGUGUGUGACAAAAUAGCGUUUUAUGAUAGCAGUACGUCUCUCCAACCAUGGUCCUGGUGAGCUACCGUUCUGAGCGAAAAACUACAGGAGGGUAGCUCUCCAGGAACCGGGUUGGAGAGCCAUGCAUGACACGGUCAGUGUUAUCUGGGAUCUUUGGGACAUCCCUACCCCAUUAAAGUAGAAUUUUAAAAUGUUAGGUAAGUGCUAUGGUUGUGGUUAGGGACUUUCCAAUGAUCUCGUAUAGCGCUGACCUGCGUGAAACUGUACAUCAACCUCCUGAGCGCACGGAGACAAGUGACGCACUAACGAGUGAUUGGUAAUUGGAGCGUAUACUCCCAUUGUUAUCAAUAUACACACGUCUUGUUUUUACUUAAUAUCUACAACAGUGGAGAACAGUUAUUUAAAACCAAACAGAAAAAAACACUUUAACAAAAACAUUCGGCACGUGGAAAGAAA
Messenger RNA from Salvelinus fontinalis (brook trout), 4935 nucleotides. RefSeq names its product zinc finger protein 771-like. The transcript is spliced from 3 exons. Gene Ontology annotation, biological process: regulation of cytokine production; negative regulation of transcription by RNA polymerase II; regulation of immune system process. NCBI's taxonomy places the organism in Eukaryota, Metazoa, Chordata, Actinopteri, Salmoniformes, Salmonidae. Bases 297 to 1967 code for a protein of 556 amino acids. The record is from RefSeq and is a predicted model, not a curated record. Gene Ontology annotation, molecular function: DNA-binding transcription factor activity; RNA polymerase II cis-regulatory region sequence-specific DNA binding.